AUGAGUUUUACAAGACAUUAUAAGAAGUGGGAAGAAAAACUUGGAAUUCCCUUCGAGAAAUAUGGAGUGUUGGUAUCGAGAUAUCCAUGGCAUGUAUUGAUUGGAUGUGUGACCAUUAAUUGUCUAUUUGGGAUGGGAUUGCUCUGGAUAGAAAUUGAGACAGAUAUCGAAACUCUCUAUACACUCAAAAGUAGCCCGUCAAAGGCUGAACGUGCUGCUGUCAAGGCUGUCUUUACAGAGGACAAAUCCGGCUCUAACUUCUACUUCAAAAACAUUAUAAAGGAACAAAUGUUUGCGGAAAUCAUUGUUAAAACAAAAGAUGGAUCAAAUAUUCUUACUGUAAGUUACCUGGAUGAAAUAGAAAGAAUAUACAACUACAUCAUAGACAACGUUAACAUAACUAGUGAUGGAACAACUCUCGGUUUCCCACAUAUCUGUGCUUUACGAAGAGGAAACUGUGUUGUUGAAGGAGACGCUAUUUUCAGUAAGGCCUUCCGCAACGCUCUGACAGCCAACAACAUCAACUAUCCAUUGUUUAAUUUUGAAUAUCUUGCUUUCACAUUUGGCGAUGUUCAAUCAUCAGGAGGUUACCUUACUUCCGCUAGGAUGAUUAAAUUAACUUUCUUUCUGCGUCAAGACACAACAGCUGCAUCGACACUGUCCCAGUCCUGGGAAAAGAGAUAUAUACAGGUGCUGGCUGCUUUCUCCUCUUCCUUUGUCGACAUUGCCUUUGCGACAUCAUCAUCGAUAGAAGAUGAAUUAGAGAAAAGUGUCACAGGGGAUAUCCUAUACUUUGUUCUCACUAUCGUCAUAAUGUUGACUUAUGCUGGAUUGGUUACUUCAGGUGGAGACUGUGUUUCAGACAGGCAGAAUUUGGGUCGCGCGGGUGUUUUCGCAACAUGUAUCGCUAUCUUUGGAGCCUUGGGCCUUGUCAGUGCUGUUGGGGUCAAGUUUGUCAAUUUUGUGGGAACGCUGCCCUUCCUUAUUAUAGGUAUUGGUCUGGAUGACAUGUUUAUUCUGAUGUCCUGUCUGGCGGACUGCUCAGUGAAAGGGACGAUUGAGGACCGGAUCAAGAAGACAAUAAGGACAGGGGGCGUGGCCAUUACCAUAACAUCCAUCACUGACUUUCUGGCGUUCGCCAUUGGUGCAUCAGCUUCCUUUAUCAGUGUCAGGAACUUCUGUGUGUACGCAGGUGUUGCUGUGUUCCUCUGCUACAUUAAUCAACUGACAUUCUUCAUCCCGUGUAUGGUGAUCAACGAGAGACGAAUUGUCCGAAACGACCACUGUGGGACGUGCCAUCCAAUAAAACCCCGCGAGGAGUUACGAAUGAAAGGGAAAUCCAACUGUUAUAUUUUCUGUUGUGGGGGCCAGGCUCCGAAAAAUCGAAAAGACAAUGAAAGUCCUUUAGAAAAAUAUCCUAAAUAUCUUUUCCAAUACAUUGUUCAAAAUCCAGCUGGAAAAAUAGCGAUUAUAGUACUCUUUGUUGCUUAUUUGACAGCAACUGUUUAUGGGGUGAUGAAUUUUAAGCAGGGUCUGCUCUUCAGUAACUUGGUGACUGAGGACUCGUACUAUUAUACAUACAGUAAACUCGACGAGAAUCAUUUCACCUCGGAAUUCGCCAUAGGGUUUACCAUCACAUCAAAACAGAACUAUUCUGAUGUCACUACCCAGAGUCGUGUUUCUGACUUGUUAUCUAAUGCUAGAGCUGACGUUGAUAUCAAUUCAAAUUUCAGGUCAGACUGGCUAACGGAUUACAAGAGUUCUGGAAUUUACAAUGGUGAUAGUGAGGCAAGCUUUAUAGCCGGUUUGAAAACUUUUCUCACAAUCAGAACCGACCACGCUAAUGAUGUAGUACUUAGCAGUGCCGAAACGAGUAUUGUUGGUGCCAGGUUUUUCAUCUUGACUAACGACUUACCGGAGACCGAACAAAAAACAAACGUGAUGCUGCGAAUGCGCGAAGUAGCAGACAAGUCUCCACUUCCGGUAGUUUGUUUUUCUUGGCCUUUUAUAUUUUUUGAUGAAUACACUUCUGUUUUUUCUACAACAUUUACAACUGUCGGUAUUGCCAUAGCCGCCAUGUUUGUGGUUACCGUGCUGUUUAUGCCACAUCCGUUACUUGUCGUGUGCGUCACUGGUACCAUGGUGAUGAUAUGCGCGGGAGUGUUUGGAUUCAUGUAUUACUGGGAUCUUGCGCUGAGUGUUAUUACUAUGAUCGAGAUUAUCAUGAGUAUAGGAUUUUCUGCCGAUUUCAGCGCGCACAUUUGCCAUGCAUACAUAACUGUAGAUGGCGCCACAAGAAAAGAACGUGUACACAAAGCGUUAGAUCGUUCUGGUGGACCUAUAAUCAACGCCGCGGUUUCCUCAAUUUUCGGGAUCAUGAUCAUGGCAUUUUCAUCCUCAUAUAUAUUUAAGAGCUUUUUUAAGUUGAUGUUUCUAGUUAUGGUACUUGGAUUAGCGCAUGCAUUGUUGCUACUUCCGCUAAUCUUUUCCGUGAUAGGACCCGUAACGGAAUUAACAGUUACUAACACGUCAUCCGGAAAACAGGUAUACUUCGAGGCAACAAGUGUACAGGUAGACCGUCAAACAAAUACUAGUGCUAACAAACCCGAAUCACCGGGUCUGUAUAAUGUAUCAAUGAUGGUACCGUACGAUUUGGAUGCCAAAGACACACCAUCUACACAACUUUGA
This is a messenger RNA of Ylistrum balloti, 2688 nucleotides long. Its product is annotated as patched domain-containing protein 3-like. The coding region runs from base 1 to 2688 and encodes 895 amino acids. NCBI's taxonomy places the organism in Eukaryota, Metazoa, Mollusca, Bivalvia, Pectinida, Pectinidae. The record is from RefSeq and is a predicted model, not a curated record. The transcript has 3 exons. Gene Ontology annotation, cellular component: membrane.